UGUUAUUCGUUGAGUUUUUAGUUGAUGAUUCGCGAAACGUCAAUGGCUGAAGCUGUUGAUCAUCUGAAGACCUUUACAUUUCUGUGUAAUCGUGCAAUUUGAUUUGAAAAAAAUGAGUAAGCUAGUAGGAUUAUCAGGCAUAAAGAGCCUGGAUCAGUUCAAAUCCUCGUUAGGAUCGUCAAGUUUGGGAGCUGCAAAAACAUUCCAGAUUUCUUCACGGCAACCUUCCUAUUCGAAUUCAUCAGGAAGUUUCGCCAAUUUGAAGCUCACUGCAGAGAAAUUGGUCAAAGAGCAAGCUUCGGCGAAAACAGAUCUGGACUUAGCGAAUUCUAAGCUGAAGAAAUUAUCAGAGCACAUUCUUACUUUGGAAGAAAAGUUGCAGAAUGCUUAUAAUGAAAAUGCAAAGCUUAAAGUGAAGCACAAAGAAGACGAGAAACUUUGGAGAGGACUAGAGUCAAAAUUCUCUUCUACAAAGACAUUAUGUGAUCAACUUACUAAAACCUUACAUCUUUUAGCUGAUCAGGUUCAGGAUGCUGAGAAAGACAAAGUCCUUUUCACAAAUAAGCUGUCUGAAACUUCAGUAGCUCUUGACAAUCUGCAUGGACAAUUGAAUUCUCUGUCUCUGAGGCUGGAAUCAUCACAAGAAACUAUUAGGACCCGUGACAAGGAGUUGAAGGAACUUGGUGUUGACAAGGAAAACGUAGAGAAAAAACUUAGAGAUGAACACUGCAAAGUUGUCAGUCUAACCGAUGAAAAAGAUAAUCUGAUCAAGAACUUUGAAGAAACUGUAACAGCUAAUGAAUCAACCAUAGAGAGUUUGAACUCUAAAGUGAGAGAGUUGCAACUUGAGCUAAGAUCAAAGGAAGGUAGGCUAAAUGACAUGCAUGACUUGAAUGAAAAAAAGGAGAGAGAGAAUACUGAUCUUAUAGCAAGUAACAAGAAUCUUGCAGAGAAUUUAGACAAAGCAAUGCAGGAGAUUGAGAGUCUAGAAAAUUUUGUGAAGUUGCUGACUGUUAAGCUGACAGAUUUGGAUAGACAAAGUCUAACCUUUUGGGAAAAGGUUAUUGAAGUCGAAGCUCUCUUUGCUUCGUGCUUUGAGUUGGUACAAGAGGAAAAUAAAUUUGCAACACAAAAGGCACAGCAGCAUUUUGAUCGACUUAACAAUAAGUUUUUAAUUAGGACAUCAGAAAAAGAUGCACUCCAGUUGGUCAAUCUAGAGUUGAAGAACAAGAUCAGUGAGCUCGAGAAUGAUCAAAAAUUCACAAUGGCCCAGCAUGCGGAAGAAUGUCACCUAGCGGAAGAGAAGGUUCGGAGGUUAGAAUCUGAAGCAGAAACUCUUCUUUCGAAGAAGGCUGAAACGGAUAACCUGAUUACCAAAUUGGAGGAUAAAAUUCGAUCUUUAUCUGAGACUUCUAGAUUAUCAGAGAUACAAAUGCAAGAUUUUCAGAAAAAGUAUUCACAAUCUGAAACCGAGAAUCAAGAGAGCAUCAGAAAUCUUCAAUCAGAGAUACAUAAAAAGGAAGAGGACAUAGAUGCUCUGAAAAUGGAGAUUGUAAAGCAUGAACAGCAUGUAGAUUCAGUGGAGAAACAACUUAAUGAGCUUCAUAGCUUACUACAGGAGAAGGAACAGGUUGUUUUGGAAUUUAAGGAAAGAGAGAAACUGCUGGAAGAUCAAAGAGCAGAGACUCAGAAGUUGCUGGUUGAAGCUGAAGGUAAUGUGGCAGACGCUAAGAAGCAAUACGAUCAGAUGUUAGAAAGUAAACAAUUAGAACUCUCGAGGCAUUUGAAGGAAAUUUCUCAGAAGAAUGAUCAGGCUAUUAAUGAUAUUCGAAGGAAGUAUGAAGUGGAGAAACAGGAAUGCUUGAAUCUUGAGAAAGAAAAGGCUGAAAAAGCAGUUAUAGAUAUGGAAAAGAAAUGUGACAAAAAGCUUUCAGAAUGUAAAGAGGAAUCAAAACAGCAACUGAUGCAGAUAGAGAGAGAACACACUGCUUUGGUGAAUAGAAUACGGGAAAAUGAUAAGACGGAAGAAAAUCUAAAAUCUAAUCAUUGUGAAGAGUUAAAAAGGGUGCAACUCCAGGCCGAGAAUGAAUUUAGAGAGAAAACAAAGUUGCUCAAGAAUCAACAUGAAGCUGAGUUAAGGGAAUUGAGGUCUCAACAUGAAGAGGAGUGUAGGCAUCUUGAAGAGGAGCUAAAUAUCCAGAAGAACAGGGAGGAGAGGCAGAGGGCUCUGUUGCAGUUGCAAUGGAAAGUAAUGGGCGAUGAGCCCCAAGAAGACCAAGAAGUGACCUCCAAAAAGGAUUCGCCCUACAUUAAUGUAACACAAUCACCAGUGUCAAACAUGUUGAAAAAAGCAGAGAAGACAAAAACAGGAAGUGUUAUUAGCAUUCCCAAGCAUAGUAAAAAGGUAACCCACCAUGAAUAUGAAGUUGAAACAUCCCAUGGUAGAACAAUCACAAAGCGCCGAAAGACCAAAAGUACAAUCAUGUUUCAGGAUCCAACAAAGAACAAGAGACGAACACCAAAAGCCAAUACCCCUAGAGAUGUUAUCAAGCGAAUUAAGGGAGGGAAUCAACAGAAUCCUCCGAAUAUAGGCGAUCUAUUCUCAGAAGGAUCAUUGAAUCCAUAUGCAGAUGAUCCUUAUGCAUUUGACUAGAGAGGUUCUUAUCUGGUUCUGCACCAGACAUGUAGCAGUAAGCAGAAGUUGUGGAUCUUCCAUUCAACCGGUGGUCUUGACUGCCGUAAUGAACCCCCUGCUGUUAAAUGACUAGUAAGCGCUUUCUUUGUACAAACUACUGACAUAUUGUAAUGGAGACGGUAAACGCAAUUCUGUAUGGGAACGGGAAUGUACAUAUAGUUACAAUUCAACUUUUUGAUAUCUGCCAAAAAUGCCACUAAUUGAUCCGAGGCAUCGGUAUAUAUUUCUGUAUAAUGUCCUUACUGCCAUGCUUCAUGUAUGCAACAUAUGA
Molecule: messenger RNA, 2966 nt
Organism: Cynara cardunculus var. scolymus (artichoke)
Lineage: Eukaryota; Viridiplantae; Streptophyta; Magnoliopsida; Asterales; Asteraceae
Product: synaptonemal complex protein 1-like
Exons: 18
Coding region: 113-2653 (846 amino acids)
Biological process (GO): reciprocal meiotic recombination
Source: RefSeq, a predicted model, not a curated record